Messenger RNA from Uloborus diversus, 2092 nucleotides. It is a transcript of the gene PIG-A, whose product is annotated as phosphatidylinositol N-acetylglucosaminyltransferase subunit A-like. Gene Ontology annotation, biological process: GPI anchor biosynthetic process. Gene Ontology annotation, molecular function: phosphatidylinositol N-acetylglucosaminyltransferase activity. Gene Ontology annotation, cellular component: glycosylphosphatidylinositol-N-acetylglucosaminyltransferase (GPI-GnT) complex. The coding region runs from base 93 to 1394 and encodes 433 amino acids. The record is from RefSeq and is a predicted model, not a curated record. Lineage: Eukaryota; Metazoa; Arthropoda; Arachnida; Araneae; Uloboridae. The transcript has 13 exons.
UUUUGACCUGCUGGUGUCAUUCGUUGUAAUGGUACCUGUGACCGAAAAGAAAAGAAAACAACUGAUUGCCCUACUCAGUCCAUUUAUCAAAAAUGCGAAAAAGGAAACAUAGAAUAUGUAUGGUGUCAGACUUUUUUUAUCCAAAUACUGGAGGAGUAGAAAGUCAUAUCUAUCAGCUGUCUCAAUGUUUGCUCAAGAAAGGACAUAAAGUCAUAGUAAUAACUCAUGCUUAUGGUGAUCGCAAGGGAGUAAGAUAUUUAACUAAAGGAUUGAAGAUUUAUUACAUACCAGUCUGGGUUGUAUAUAAUCAGUGUACCUUUCCAACUCUUUUUACAACAUUUCCCCUAAUUAGGUACAUUCUUUUGAGAGAGAAGAUUUCAAUUGUUCAUGGACAUUCUGCAUUUUCUGCUCUAGCACAUGAAGCUAUGUUUCAUGCAAAAACCAUGGGUUUGAAAACAGUUUUCACUGAUCAUUCAUUGUUUGGAUUUGCAGAUGCCAGUGCUAUAAUUACCAACAAACUUCUUCAGAUGACGCUUUCAAUUUGUAACCAUGUAAUCUGUGUGUCUCAUACAGGAAAAGAAAAUACUGCCCUAAGAGCUAAUGUAAGACCAAAUCUAAUUGCUGUUAUACCAAAUGCAGUUGACACGGCUAUUUUUAAGCCUGACUUAAACAAGGAAAUUGGGGAAAACGUUACUGUUGUAGUCAUAAGUAGACUUGUAUAUAGAAAAGGUAUUGAUCUUCUUGCCGGUGUGAUUCCAGUCAUUUGUGCACAACAUCCUGAAGUAAAUUUUAUAAUCGGUGGCGAUGGUCCUAAACGAAUUGUUUUGGAAGAAGUGAGAGAGCGUUGUCAGCUGCAAGAAAGAGUAACCCUUCUUGGCUCUAUAAAGCAUGAAAACGUCCGAGAUGUUUUAGUGAAAGGAGACAUUUAUCUUAAUGCCUCUUUGACGGAAGCAUUUUGUAUGGCUAUUUUAGAAGCAGCAUGUUGUGGGUUGCAAGUUGUAAGUACUAGUGUUGGUGGUGUUCCUGAAGUUUUACCUCCUGAUCAUGUGUGGCUAACUGAACCCACUGUAAAUGGUUUAAUUGAAGGAUUAGAGCAAGCAAUAUCUGAUCGUGCUAAUAAUAAAAUUGUUCCAAAAGAUGUUGCAUAUAAAAAACUUUCAAAAAUGUAUCGGUGGAAUGAUGUUGCAGUAAGAACUGAACAUGUCUAUGAUACCAUUGUAAAUGAACCUAUUGAUGAUUUUCCUUGUAGACUAAAAAAAUUUUGGCAACAAGGCUACAUUGCUGGAGAGUUUUUUAUGCUGCUACAAGCAAUUGAGCAUUUAUUAUUUCUUUUCUAUUCAUGGAUGGUUCCUGAAAAUCUGAUCGAUACUGCAUGUGAUAUUCAUCUGAAGUGAAAACUUUUUCAAACAAAAAUAUAUUAUAUCUUGUUCCAGUUAUGAUACAUCAAGAGAAAAAUUGCCGACAGCCCUGUGUUGUAAAAAAAUAUAUAAAAGAUAAAACUAAAACUGUAAACAAUAUAUUUAUUUUUCAUAGUAAAAACAGCCAUGGUUUUCAUAGAAAAAUGUCAUCAAUAUACAACAUAUCACAUCCUAUUUUUGAGAUUUUUUUUUAAACCUGUGAUAUUAUUCACCAACUUAGCCUACACAAGAAAUAAAUUUGAGCAAAAUAAAACAUUGAUUCAAAUUGGUUUUUACAUUUGAAUUCUUAUGCAUACAUAUAUAUUUAUUUACAGCAUUUAGACUACAAUAAAUACAAAAAAAAGUAAAGUGCAUUACAUAAGUACCAACUAAAGUAUAGAUAGUUGAAAUAGAUCAAUAAAUAUUCAGUGAAAGAAAAUGCAUUUUCCCAAAGAAAUGCAAAAACCAAAAAUCGUUUCAUAAACAAAUAAUUUUUCUUUUUACAUAUUUUGAAAAACGAUACAUACAACAUGGAAUUUCUAUAAUAAAAGAAUAUUUUUACUGUGCUUGUCCAUUAUACAUAUUUUUAAGUAAAAAUAACCAACAUGCAAUAUAAAACAAAUUUCCAUAGUUUGUAAAAAAUACCUUGUCUGACUUAGUAUUUUUUGAAAAAAAGUUCAAUGCAUUUUCUUUUU